This is a messenger RNA of Aspergillus luchuensis, 1416 nucleotides long. RefSeq lists its product as uncharacterized. The transcript has 2 exons. The coding region runs from base 1 to 1416 and encodes 471 amino acids. The record is from RefSeq and is a predicted model, not a curated record. NCBI's taxonomy places the organism in Eukaryota, Fungi, Ascomycota, Eurotiomycetes, Eurotiales, Aspergillaceae.
AUGAUGCGAUCGAGAGACCCUCGGGUCCGCCAGACAAUCAACCAAAUCCAUCAUAACCUCGAGUCUGCAAACGAGAGCGCUCAGGAGGGCUUAUAUACUUUCUCCCAUAAUUACGUGGUACCAUGUUUUGCAGCGAUUGGGAGCUGUAUCUACUCAUGCACUGCGCCUUGUCUCCCUAGCCGCGAAGACCAGCUUCGACGCCGCCGACGCGGCCGCGCAGAGGCUAAUUUCGACUUCUACGAUGACUGGGAUAAUGAGGAUCCAAACGACGGUCUGCUAGGAUGGGGUACUGACGAACUGGAUCGUUUACUGGCUGGAAGCGGCUUGGCUCGUGGGAGUUCCGAACAGCCUCGAAGGCAGCGGAAAAUGAGCUAUGGUGCUCGGCGCACAAGGCGAAAGAGCACUGCUAUAAUGUCUGACGACCGUAAUGACCCGACUGUUAUCCCGAGUUCCUCCUUCCUGGGGUUUCUAGAGCGCUUUCCAUGGAGAUUUGGCGCCCGAGGGCUGAAAUAUCGGCCGUCAGCGGCAGAUCUUCAAGAACAUCCCGUGGGUUUGCGACGGCAUGAACUUGAAGACGAGCCUCUCAUAGAAGAAACCGAGGAAAGCGAGGGUCCAGCCACCUCAAGAUUGAAUGGGAGAUAUCGAAGUUCAACACAAUCAUCGCGUGACACGGCCAAUUCCUUGAGCUCGCGGGGUGACCUGAUUCCCAGCGACGAGGAAGAAGACGCAGUGCCACUAGAUGAUGAGUUCGCUCUAGCUCUGGCCAGUCGUCGCGGUACUGGACUCGAUUCAAUUGAUCUAAUAGGAGAUAAGCCUGCAAGUAUGAGGUCGGUGUCUGGGACGUUUAGUUUAAGAACAACCGCCUCUUCCAAGGAGGAGAGAAAGAAAAAGAAAAAGAGGAGCAGCCGUCUGCGGUCUCCGGAGGGGUCGUAUGUAGAGGUCACUCGCCAAGCCAGCACCCCUACGUUAGCCGAUCUUAAAAAAGAAGAGGAGCAAGCAGCGCGUGAAGAAGAAUCAGAAAUUGAGCGAAGACGGCUUGCUGCACAGCAGCUGGCUUCAACACGGGGCCUAAACCAAGCAAAAGACGAGGCUUCACAAAGUUCACCGUCUCCACAACCUCACACACCUUCGUCGGACGCCGCCCAUCACGAGUCCGUUAAUAAUCAUUUAGAGUCAACUGUAGAACACACACUUCCUCAUAGUCAGGAUGCACAAACCCAGCACUCGCUGAAUCCGGGCUCCCCCGGAAACGACUCACAAACCGAACCAUUUCCCCCAUUUCCAUCUACACCGGAAUUUCGCGAUGCUAGUCCUGCAUCGCACCCGGGUCAUUUCCACGACCAAAGCAAUGCCUCGAAUCUAUCUGAUCAGGAAGAUACAGCAGAUGCUUCGAGGGAUGAUGCCUCUAUUGAUUGA